AUGGGGAAUCAGUGCGUGCGUGGCGGCAAGAAGGGCGGAGGAACUUGUUUCAGCGGCUCGCUGCUGCUUUCGCGGAACGAGGACGACAUCCGCAGACAUUACCGCAUCGGCCGCGUCCUCGGCUCAGGCUCCUUCGGUCAAGUUCGCGAGUGUGUCAAGCGAGACUCUGGGGAAGUCUUCGCGGUGAAAAUCAUCGAGCGCCGCAUGACUGCGAAGGAAAAGAUGGCGCCCGGACGCCCCUCUAACGAAGCGAUGAUCAAAUCCGAAGUCGACAUCCUCAAAGACCUCGAUCACCCAAAUGUGAUAAAGUACAUCGACUUUUUUGAGGAUCGACAUUUCUUUUACGCGGUGCUGGAAAUCUGCGACGGCGGAGAGCUCUUCCACGAAAUCGUGCGGCGGCGGCAUGUGACUGAACAAGACGCAUCGAGUUUUUGCAAGCAGAUGGUAUCGGCACUCGCCUAUCUUCACGAAAGAGGCAUCGUGCACAGAGACGUCAAGGCUGAGAACUUCUUGUUCAAGAGCAAAACGCCCGAUUCCCCCAUCAAGCUCAUCGACUUUGGCAUGUCGGCGAGGAUUCCGGAGUGCGGAUACCUGACCGACCUCUGCGGCUCGCCUCACUACAUUUCGCCGGAGUUGAUCAGCAAAAACUACGGAGCCGGUGUUGACAUGUGGGCGUUUGGCGUGAUGAUUUAUCUGAUGCUUUUUGGUCGCUACCCCUUCGAGGGCGCGAAGGCUUGCCAAAUCGCGCGGGAGGUUCAGAACAAGCAGCUCGACUGGACCAGCAAGGAGUGCCUACAUCUGACGGAGUGCUGCAUUGACUUCCUCAGCCGCCUGCUGGACCGAAAUUACAAAACGCGUCUGACUGCAGCCCAGGCCCUGCAGCACCCGUGGAUCACCUCGUCGUCGCCUCUGAAGCAGCUCUCGGUCAUCAAUCACGAGACGCUCGAGUUGGCUAGGCGCUUGUCGGUGGACUCAGAGCACGUUGGAGGUCGGCGCGUGGCUGCGCGCGUCAACUCCAAGAUGGCGAUUGCUGAGAAGGAGUUCCGCCAGGGGAAAAGCACCGGGCGGCGAAUCUCGGUCUCUGAAAGUCAGCGAUCUUUUGCGUGCAAGUAA
Besnoitia besnoiti is the source of this 1113-nucleotide messenger RNA. Its product is annotated as ULK kinase. Gene Ontology annotation, molecular function: calmodulin binding; ATP binding; calcium-dependent protein serine/threonine kinase activity. Lineage: Eukaryota; Apicomplexa; Conoidasida; Eucoccidiorida; Sarcocystidae. Gene Ontology annotation, biological process: intracellular signal transduction; protein autophosphorylation; peptidyl-serine phosphorylation. The coding region runs from base 1 to 1113 and encodes 370 amino acids. The record is from RefSeq and is a predicted model, not a curated record. Gene Ontology annotation, cellular component: nucleus; cytoplasm. The transcript is spliced from 9 exons.